AUGACCCGAACUCCUUACUAUGGCGGCGACCACCAUCCGCCGCCUCUGUUUGUUGCUGAGCUUGAUAGCCAACCUGGACGUCCCAGCGAUGCUCCAUCACAUCACGGGCCUGACGGAGCACCUAUAUUUGAGAUGGCGGGCGAGCCAGUGCUUGCACACCAACCGCUGAUUCAGACUGCUGGCGAGGAACACUCUAAUCCGUCCAAUGAGUGGCCGGCCCCUCUGAACAGCCCAGCUAUGUCCAUAUCACAAGGAGUGGCCAAGGACGAGCCAAGCAAGGGUGUGUCUGCUACGUCGCAGCCCAUCAUGGCCAAUCCCUGGGCAUAUUUUGGACCCGAGUCACCAGAGAACAAGUUCCAAGAAACACAUACCGAAAACCAGCGUCCUUCAGAGCCUGUAUACAAACCUUAUCCUGGCAGUAGCGAAAUAUCUCCACCUCAGGUUCCUCAGAGCACACGUCCGUCUGCCAAUGUUUCAACUCCUGAUUUCACAAGUGGUGACAAUACUUUCUAUCCUGCGCCGCUCAAGCUUGCCCAUCGUCCUGCUAAGCCGGCCUCCCCCCCAGCCUUUAAACCGUAUGCUCCCCCAGAGUCGCAGGCUACAUCGGAUUUACUAUCCAAGCCUUUGAGUAGGCCCGACAGGAACAACCCGCAGUCACCCACGACUCCAAGCUCAUACCAGCCGUACAGACCACAUUCACCUCAGCCUCCUGUUCAUGCUGUUCCAACAUCCGAUUCUCGCCCGGCCACUGCGUCGCCUCUCCAGAGUGCUCCUCUGGCGGAUCCUCCAGGUGUAAUCCAGCAGCAACCUGUGGACCCAGCGUCUCACCAUCUCCAUUCGACAGCAUCUCCAACCCAGCCUGUGAACCUUCCAUCUACGGAGCCCAAUCUGCCGUCCCUGCCAACUAAUAGUCUUCCUACGUCUCCUAAGCCCCAGCCUGAACCACAACCGCAGAAACAGCAUGGGAUCCCUAACGCCGCUCCGGCCAAGCCUGUGCCAUCAUCUGCGGCCACCAACCUUCCUUCUCCUAUGACCCCUUCGUUCCAGCAAGCUUCAGUAAUUGCACCUUCGCCAGCAACUCCUGCACCAAGUACAGGAGUGCCCUUCUCUCAACCACAAUAUGCUGCUCAUGUUGCUGUCCCUAGCUAUUCACAGGCAUCCGCUAGCUCGUCUUCACCUGCAGUCCCAAACAAUCCUGGGUUGCCAUUUACUCAGCCGCAAUAUGCCGCUCCGGUUCAGGCUCAUGACUAUGGGCCGUGCCAACCAUCUGUAACCCCUUCUACAACCUCUUCACCGGGAGUUUCCAGCCCAGCAUACAGUUCGUCUCAAUUGUCUCCAGCCCAACCCAGCUAUGGCAUUCCACAUCCAGUUUAUACAUCAGCUCCAGCGAGUUCAACGCUAGGCGGUAUCAAUCCCUUCUUACAGCAUCCGCCUGCUGUCUACCAACAAGCUGCUCAUACAGACCCUACAGCUCAUCAACCACAUACCCAACAGGCAACUGCGGAAUCAUAUGGAACCCCGAAGCCAACACAAAUCCCACAAUCGCCGCCUCCUCCGUAUGCGCCUCAAGACACAAGCCCUGGAGUUGCAGUAAACCAACCAGCAUCAAGCAAUCAUAUGAUGUACCAAGCAUUUCCUGUUGGCGCCUACCCUCUACAACCUCAAUAUCCUACACAGCCACCCCAUGUUACAGCAACAAGUCCUCCCCUACAGGGUCUCCAGCCUCCAGCACUUCCUCCACGACCUUCAUCUUCGCAAGGAUUCGCACCAUCAUCCGGAUUCGGUUCUGGUCCGACUGGAUACAGCCCAUCCAACUAUCCACCGCCACCUCAGACCUAUUUCUCUCCUCCUCCUCCAGCUUUGCCAGCACGUCCUGGUCUUGGAAAGUUGGCUGGCGGGGGAGGAAAGAUAUUUGGCAGCAGCUCCGCGGAUAAGUGGCUGAGGAAGACAGGACAAGUGUUGGAAAGCACACUGGCACCGUAUUUGCAAGGACAGUCGGGACCUUAUCGACCAGGCUCACACGGCCCGCAAGGACAACAAGGGCAAUCGGUACAGCAAGCUCCUGGACCUUACCCACAACAAGGACAAUAUUUCCAUGCCCCUCACUUAGCACCUCAAUUCAGAGGUGCAUCAGAAUCUGGACCACCACAACACGGGCCAGGUGCACCGGGAUAUUAA
Fusarium poae is the source of this 2178-nucleotide messenger RNA. RefSeq lists its product as uncharacterized. The record is from RefSeq and is a predicted model, not a curated record. NCBI's taxonomy places the organism in Eukaryota, Fungi, Ascomycota, Sordariomycetes, Hypocreales, Nectriaceae. Bases 1 to 2178 code for a protein of 725 amino acids. The transcript has a single exon.